AUGUUUUGUGAUAUGUCUGCUUAUCUGAAUCCGGAUUCCGUUGUUGAAGGUGAUCCUAACAAAGUUGUCAUUGUAAGAAGAAAGACCGAUGUUGCGGACAAGUAUGCAAUGUUGGGAAUGUACAUGGAAGCGUGUAGAACACCAAAUAUUUUAGUGAUUUCCUCGGAUGGGGAUUUUAUCAAUGCGAUCGAUAGAAUGAUCACUCGAGGUGGUAUAAGUGUAAUGGUGGCGGUACACGCGCGUUUCGAUCUUAAUAGCCAGUUUCUACAUGUUCCGGUAGCUACUUGGAUUUGGAGUUCUGAGAAUCCUAAUGAAGAAACGAUGAUUCAUAACGGACAUGGUCUUGUCCGUGAAGGCUACCAACUUCCUCAAGGUAGAUUAAAUGAAUAA
Molecule: messenger RNA, 390 nt
Organism: Arabis nemorensis
Lineage: Eukaryota; Viridiplantae; Streptophyta; Magnoliopsida; Brassicales; Brassicaceae
Source: the annotation of a GenBank genome assembly